AUGGACUCAUUGGUGCCGUGGAACUUGAGAGCGGAGGGCGUGGUCGCGACAUCUGGACGUAUCAGCGUCUGGUCCGUCGGCAGCGCUAUCGCCGGUCCUUAUCGUUUGGCCCCUAAGUCUGGGUCUUACGCCGGACCUUUUGUCAAAGACCCCAAGACUGGCGGCAAGGCCAUCAAAAUCACGACCGCUCGCGACGGCCUCUACACUGGCGCUCCCCAGCUCAACUUCGCCUACUCCCUUGACGGCUCCAAGGUCUGGUAUGAUCUCAGCAGCGUUUUUGGUGAUGCCUUCAAGGGCAAGAAGCUCGUCGAGAAAAGCGCCGACUCGACCUGCCCCGCGAUCACCUGGGCCAACGGCACUCCUCCAGCUAGCAGUCAGGUCAAGACCUGCACGUCUGCGAAGGAUGUUACCUUGACUCUCUGUGCGUGCGCCAGGCGCGAGGACGGAUAG
Messenger RNA from Verticillium dahliae VdLs.17, 450 nucleotides. Its product is annotated as Bys1 family protein. Lineage: Eukaryota; Fungi; Ascomycota; Sordariomycetes; Glomerellales; Plectosphaerellaceae. The transcript has 3 exons. The coding region runs from base 1 to 450 and encodes 149 amino acids. The record is from RefSeq and is a predicted model, not a curated record.